Molecule: messenger RNA, 3392 nt
Organism: Malaya genurostris
Lineage: Eukaryota; Metazoa; Arthropoda; Insecta; Diptera; Culicidae
Gene: SPR
Product: sex peptide receptor
Exons: 6
Coding region: 1212-2756 (514 amino acids)
Biological process (GO): G protein-coupled receptor signaling pathway
Cellular component (GO): membrane
Molecular function (GO): G protein-coupled peptide receptor activity
Source: RefSeq, a predicted model, not a curated record
GUCCUUCGAUGGUUUGUAUUGUCGCGUGCGAGGUGCUGGGGUCAGGCAAUCUACUUCCAGUCAUCAGUUCGUUUGGGAUUGCGCUCGAAGCUGGUCGUGUCCUGUCCAGUUACAGCCUCAUCUGCGUAUUUCAUUCGAGAUUCAGUGCGAUUUGGCAUAGGAAAUUCCGACCGUUGAAGGCGUUGGAAGCGGAUUGUCGAAGCGGAUGUCCUGUGAUUUUUCUGGUUGAAGAAAGGAUUUCUUAUGUUUUCAUACUUCUGAAAGCGUGGAAAGAUGAUGGGAUGGAAUUAAAUUGCACGCUACGAACUGCGAACAUUAUUCUUUGACCGUUUGGGAGGCAGCAAAACGUCUGACAGCAACCGGUAGUAAUCUAACUGGCUAGUUUGUGAGGUACAAUGAGAUGCUUUACGUCUCUCUCGUACUGCGAACGAAACGUGAUUUAAGUGGUUCUGUGUGGAAAAAAAAGUACACAAGAACUCGGUGCGACGAAAGGAAAGUGCAUUAAAAAGUUGACCGUAAUUGAAAAGUGCAUGACAAACAGAAAAAAAUAGAGGACAUUCGUUGUGGUUUCAAUUGUUUGAGCCAGUGAGAAGUAGGAAGUGGAUGGUACUGGAAGAUCAUAGCACUUUAUUAAACCCUCAUGAAAUAAUAGAAAGGAGUUUUGUGACAAAAAAAAAUAAAACAAAUGCUACGAAAAUAGUCGAGGCUAAAAAAAAUAACACCGACCAAAGGAUUACGUGGGGAUAACGUCUUCUGCUGUGGAACGAGCUUCAUUCUAUGUUUUGCAUUUGUUUAAUCUUUUGACUGCAGCUCUGACAGAGAAAACAUCCCUCAUUUCGGUAUGAAACGUUGAAAAAAUAAUCCAACCAUCAGGGCAAACCAGAGCGGAAACCUGCUCAGUUAUAGCAACUUGUUGCUAGGAAGCGCAUUAAAUUGUGAAGCUUGGCAAAGUGCGACUGACAGCCGGAAAAUGUGUGCUUAGAAGCUGCAAAUCUGUGUCCGACCUGUGUGUGUGGAAAGAAAAGUAGUGAAAAUUGGAAGAGCCUAUUUUCCGUGCAGAAAGUGAAAUUCAAACUGAAAGGACGAAAGCGUACUGGUAAAUGAAAGAAAAAAUAAAACACUUUAGAAAGCGACCGAUGCAGUGAGUUGCACAUCGUUCAGAUUUUGGCCAUGGCAAAAAUGAACUUUGAAUCAUAGCAUCGGGAAAAUUUAUGGUAACGUCAUGUCGCUCGUUUGAAAUCAUCAAUAUGUCAGUUGACCCUGCCAAUGCUGUCAAUUCCGGAGCUGCUACUGACGUCUUCAGUCGAUUAUCGUCUUCGUUGGCUGACGCUAUCGGGACAGAAACCACGACACUAGUGACGGGUGAUGCCAGAACGAUAGCAAGUCGUAAGCUUUAUUAUAUUGAUGGACAAGAGCAUGACAGCGUCGCUGCAAAGCUUCAAUUCAACGCUUUCCACAAUCAACAGCUACUUGGUGAAAAUAUCACAGCCUACUCGAUGUAUUCGACUCUGGAGUCUGGCGCAUACCACUCGGUAGAGUUGGUCAAUGAAAGCAAUCACCACUACACGAGCGGUCCACCCGUCGAGACAGACCACAAUGGCACGUUUUCAUUUAUCGGUGAUGACUACAGGGGCUGUAUGGAAAGUAGUGGGAACUCGUCCUAUUUGAAUGUGUCGUGCGAGACUAUCAUCAACUACAGCAUUCCCCUGUACGGAUACUGUACUCCAAUCUUCAUGUUAAUCACGUUGACUGCCAACUCGUUGAUUGUCAUCGUCCUCAGCAAACGUAGCAUGGCAUCACCAACGAAUUUUGUGCUAAUGGCGAUGGCACUUUGUGACAUGUUUACGUUGCUCUUCCCGGCGCCCGGCAUGAUCUACAUGUACACGUUCGGCAAUCACUACAAACCUUUAACACCCAUCGCCGCCUGCUACUUGUGGAACGCAUUUGGUGAGAUAAUACCGGCAAUGUUCCACACUGCAUCGAUAUGGCUGACGCUAGCGCUGGCCGUGCAAAGGUACGUUUACGUUUGUCACGCACCCAUCGCCCGAACGUGGUGCACGAUUCCCAGAGUCAAAAGGUGUAUCGCCUAUAUCUGUUUGGCAGCACUAAUUCACCAGAGCACCAGAUUUUUUGAUAAAUCAUAUAGCCUCUUGGAAAUCGAAUGGAAUGGUAACAAUACGGAGGUGUGUCACACGGAAAUCGCCAACUGGGUUCACAACUACAUCGGUGCGGAUAUCUACUUUACGUUAUACUACUCAUUUCGGAUACUGUUCGUGCACCUGAUACCGUGUGUGAGCUUAGUGGCACUGAAUGUGCUGCUGUUCAAAGCGAUGCGCCAAGCACAGAAGAAACGUGAACGCCUGUUCAAGGAUAAAGCCAAGAAGAGGGAAUGCAAGCGGGCCCGAGAUUCGAACUGCACCACGUUGAUGCUGAUAGUGGUGGUGACUGUUUUCCUGAUUGCUGAAAUUCCACUAGCUGUCAUUACGGCCUUACACAUUAUUUCUUCACUGAUCUAUGAGUUCCUUGAUUACUACAUAGCCAAUAUGUUUAUUUUAUUUGCCAACUUUUUUCUCGUUAUUAGCUAUCCUAUAAAUUUUGCUAUCUACUGUGGAAUGUCCCGCCAGUUUAGAGAAACAUUCAAAGAGAUUUUUGUCAAAUCGGCCAAACAGGUACCGGGUAGCAAAAAGGAAUGUGGCUCUUCUCGUUACUCCCUAGUUAAUGGCCCACGAACAUUCACAAACGAAACCGUACUCUAACUGUAACUAAGUAUGGUUUUAUGGAUUGCUCAUGUAUGACUAUCGAAAAAAGGUCAUACUCUGAUAGAAUAAACCCUAGACAAACGAAAAAAAAGGAAGCGGACAAAAGUUCUCUGAUGUAAUCCUUUUUCCGUGUUUUCACACUUUAGCACAGACAAUAGUGUGUUAAAAAGGUUUCAUACUGAUAAACCUGGCAGAAUCAUCUGAAUCAGAAAUUUUGAGCCCAUGUUUCUAAUUCAAAUGACACCAAUAAUAAGAGAGAAGAAACCUAGAGAAAAUCAAUUAUUAUAGACAACCAGCCUGCGUUUCAAUAUCAAAUUCCAAAAGUCAUAUCUUAAGCUAUGAUUUAUUUACAAAUUCUGUACCAAUUCAUCUGGUUGCAUGGAUAAGAUUGUGUGAACUAUUUGUAUUUGCUUGUGGUCUUGGAACGCAAAGGUUUGAAACAACUUUGUGAAUUUCAAUCCAGCAUACUUAUGAUACGAGAGAUAAAAACGAGUUCAUCAUUAAAAUGCUCGUUUUCAACCUUGAAACAUUCGCCAUGGUCGAAGAACACUAUUUUUUGUGAAAUGUUGAAUGAUGAGUUAGAUACGAAUUAAAAUUUACGAAUCUUGUACCUAUUUUUGAUACAAUAAUAAA